Molecule: messenger RNA, 1004 nt
Organism: Didymodactylos carnosus
Lineage: Eukaryota; Metazoa; Rotifera; Eurotatoria; Philodinida; Philodinidae
Source: the annotation of a GenBank genome assembly
AUGAAUAUCAACAAACGAUGCGGACUCUUUUUCGUGCUCCAGAUGCAAUUACUUCGAAAUAUCUGUAACUGGUUGACAGGUCUAGCUCGUGACUGGUAUCUACAGCUUUUACAAUCACAUCAGUUACCGGACACUUGGCCUGAGUUCAAAAAGUUGUUCUUGUCUCGUUUUCGUAGUCCUGAACGUAUCGAAGCUUUGAAACUUGAACGAAGUCGAUGUGUUCAGAGACAAAAUGAAACGGCUGCAGAUUUUUAUCAAAGAUAUCUAGGAUUAAAUCUUGAAAUUAGUCCUGGAAUGCGAGAAAAACUGCUGAAGAAACAUUUCCUCAGAAAAUUGAGACCUGAACUUCUUCUUUGGAUGAAAGGUGAUCCAGAUAGUAUGUCUUUGGAAGAGGUACUUAAAAAGGCUGAAAAAGCCGAAAUUCAGCUACUCUACCGUCGCAAGGGAGAAAUUCAAAGAACAAUGCCUGUAAGCUGUUUUUCUUCUAAUGCUGAUUGCGAUCAAGACGAUGAGAGUCCACGAGAAUUAACUAGUUCAGUAACUCGUCAGCUAGCACGUCUGAAAACGCCAGAAAAGACUGUUAUUGUUGCUAAUCUUGAACAGUCCUCUCCACCAUCAACUACUUUCUCAGAAGCAACAAAUGAAAAAAAUACUUCUUCGGAUUAUUCACCUAAAAAUGAAAGAAAUAAUACUGACUUUCGGCAAAAACCCACAGCAACUUUUUACGGACGAUAUAAUAAUAAUAAUAAUAGGAACCAAAAUAGCAACAAUAAUCAGUCUCUUUUGCCAUUUUCUCGAAAUCAGUCAAGUUUUAAUCGUGAAAAUUCAUCAUCUGAGAAUGGAAAUAAAGAACCUCCGGGUCCUUGUCCAAUUUGCCAUAAAAAUGGACAUUGGAAACGAGAUUGUCGUGUUCCUUGCGCUAUUUGUAAGAAAACUGGACAUAAUGCAAAUACCUGUUUUCAAAGACAAAGCAAUAAUCAGCGCAAUUUGUCUGCUGGACUCAG